Molecule: messenger RNA, 1229 nt
Organism: Neurospora tetraspora
Lineage: Eukaryota; Fungi; Ascomycota; Sordariomycetes; Sordariales; Sordariaceae
Exons: 1
Coding region: 121-1053 (310 amino acids)
Source: RefSeq, a predicted model, not a curated record
UCAGUUUAUCAAGUCCGGGCUCUCGUCCUCACCUUUGUUUUAAAAGGAGAGCAACAGCAAACGGGACGCAGUAUCUGAACACUUCGCCAACUUCAUCAACAUUAGUCUGCCGAGCCUACCAUGUGGCCGUCAAACUCAAAUAUCAAGGUCAUGCCUCAGGGUGCGGCACCCUCGUCCCCGCCAUUGUCCCCGGGCUCGAGCCGGAAGGGCAGUCCUUGGCACGGGCCAAUGCCGCCACAGUUUUGCCCUCCACCAAUGCCAUCCAUCACCGUCCUCCGGCCAGACGGCCUUCACGGCCCCAGCUUCAGUUUUACCCGCGCAAUAGACCCGGAUCAGCUUUCACCACAAUCUUGCAGCACCUCCUCGGCAACUUCUUCCGAUUCAGACGACGAUGCGGGUCCAGACAGUCUUCCACGAUCCAUGCAGCCGUCGCCGUCGCUGUCCCCACCGCCAACCCGCCCGGGACGCAUUGUGACGAAUUCCAACCUCAUUGUUGAGGAGAUGAGCGAAGCCAGCGACGAUGAUGACAAUGCUGGCGUUCCUGUGAUUUAUCCGGAUACCAUUGAGUACGCCGAAUCGGAACGAAGUCGGUCUCGGUCCCGCCGUCAUCGAGAGGUCGAUGAAAGCGUCAUGUACAACCUCGGACAACUGAACUGCAGUGACGAUUCCGACUCGACCGACAUCGAAGAGGCCGAGCACCGCGAGAUCCUGAGGCGGCACCGCGAGGAGCGGAGACGCAAGCGGAUGACAUCGGGCAGCAUUGGCAAGCGAACCUUCAGCGAGAGCAUAGGAAGCGACUCAGACCGUGAGGACCCCAGAGACUUCAAACGAUUCUUUAGUGCAGAGGACCUUGGUUCCCCCGGCGCACGCCGUAUUUAUCGGAGUGUCGGUGGCCGCCGCCGCAGCGUGCAAGUGUCAGAUCUAAUGCCGCCGCCGAGGAUCGACGAGAUUGACGAGCCAGAGUCGAGCAACGAGGAGAUUCUUGUUGAUGAGUCGAUGUUGUCUAGGGAACUCCCCUACUACGAGUGUGUAAUGGAAAUCGAUUCGCCAUAAUCGAUAGGGGUAGCGACAUGAAUCCUUAUUUGUGGGCUUGGACAGAUAGCGGCACCAAGCCAAAACACCAAAACGAUCUACGCCAACAGGAGACCGGUCUGACGACUUGACGAAAACUACGAACUAAUGAACAUGAUAUAGAGAGAAACACAACCGGCUAUGGAUACCAUGAUAGA